UUGAACAGCCAUUUUUGUAAAACACAAACAAGACGAGAGAGAAAAACGGCGAGCGUAGCAAAAUAAAGAAAAGUAAAUAUUCACUUAAUUAUCGUGUUUGUAAAAAAAAAAAAAGUAGCUGCAAAAAUUAAAUAUAUUUAAGGCGAAUUUUUUUUAUUACUGCGAUGCACGCGCUUGCAAACGGAGUGAAGUCGUAGAUAAGUUUACGUGAAGGCAUUAGCUGGCUGGCUAGCCUGCUGUCGCUUGCUUGCUAGCUAGUAGGCUCCAGUUUUGUUCAUUUUGCUGAAGGAAAAGGUCAGACGAGGCACGUCAGAAAGAGAGAGAAGGGUCUGGCGAUAGUGACCGUACGAAUCACAACUAAACUGCCCGGAAACAUUCGCUCAUAUCCACAUUCACUCACAGUGUGUUUGUAAAAUAGAAAUCUUGGCUUUUUUUUUUCCCCAUUGGUUCCGUUUUUCCCUCAAGCUCUUAUAUUCAGUGUUUGGCAGCUAUCAGUUCACUGAUAUAGAGCUCAGAGUAGCUACAAACAUAUACACAUCAUCAUACAGCAACACUGCUCCUGCUGUCUCACUCGCCCUGGUAAAAGCAGAACUUUUGAGCCCUGAGGACGAGGAGAACAUGACUGCUGAGACACUUAACUUUGGUCCAGAAUGGCUCCGUGCACUAUCCAGAGGAGGGAGCAUCACGUCUCCACCUCUUUCCCCAGCAAUGCCAAAGUCCAAGCUGGCCGAGUACCGCUACGGCCGCGAGGAGAUGUUAGCACUUUAUGUCAAAGAUAACAAGGUCCCAGAGGACAUGCAGGAUAAGGAGUUUGCUGCCAUCCUGCAGGACGAGCCGCAGCAGCCCCUGGCUCUGGUGCCUCUGACUGAGGAGGAGCAGAGGAACUUCUCCAUGUCAGUGAACAGCGUGGCUGUGCUGAGGCUCAUGGGCAAAGGGGGCGGGGCUGCCCCAGUGGGCGUGUCCCGAAGCAGAGGGAGCGCUAGAGGAGGGCGAGGGAGGGGAAGAGGAGAAGGAGGGUUCUACCAAAGAGGAGUGGAAGAGGAGGUGGGAUUCGGGCGCAGCCGAGAGGUGCACCGCAGCCAAAGCUGGGAUGACAGAGGUGAGCGCCGUUUUGAGAAGCCACUGAGAAGAGAGGGGGGACGCGGAGGCUUUGAGGACGGAGGGACAGGGCGAAAGGAUUACAACCGUUCCGACAGCGAUAACUGGCGCACGCUCCGUGAGGAGCAGGACGAGGAGGAAGGAGGUGUAGUUGGAGACGGAGGUGGAAGCUGGCGGGUGGCCGGGACUCGACGUGAUGACGGAGGCCCGCGCUCGGCUGGAUGGAGAGACCACGGUAACGGAGACGGGCGACGCCGAAAGUUCGACUUUGAUUUCCGGGAAGGCGAAAUGGUCCGGCGGAGGACAGGGAGUGAGGGAGGGGAGGAAGAGAGAGAUGGUCUGCCAGAGUGGUGCACUGAUGAAGAGGAGGGCGAGAUGGGCACCUUCGAUUCGUCUGGAGCGUUCAUGUGUGUUAAGAAGAGCUCGAGAGACAUGAUCCCUGAAGACCAGGAGCUGGAAUUUGAGGCUCUGGAGGAGGAAGACGAGGCCGAGCAAGAGAGGAAGGAUAGCUCUGCUGACAAAGUAGAGGACAUUGAGGCAUCUGGAGCGUCUGAUGGUGGAGAGAUAAAAGCUGCUGCUGCUUCUUCUCCUCCUUCCACCUUUUCUGUCUGUGCUCUCACCUCAGAACAGGAACCACUUCCACCUUGUGUUGCUCCACCAAAGUUUAGCCUCCAGAUUAGUGAAGGCGCAGCUCCAGUAGGGGGCAGCACUAAGCUGCCGCAGAGCUCUCCUCCUGCCAGGACGUCCUCUCCUCCCAUCACGGCUGCUGAUGUCCUGCCUCCGGGAGGCGACAACGAGGAGGAGGACGGCAUGACGCACAUGCAGCAGGAGGCGGAGAAGAUGGUGGCAUCUCUUCAGGACACGUCUCUAGAGGAAGAACGUUUUACACAGGCAUUGCAGGAGAGCCAUGGAGCUGCUGUCACUCGCACACACGCUCUCCCCACCACACACACACACUCCCACCCCAACACACACACCCUGCCUCACUCUGCCGGCGCUCUACCGCUCACACACGAGUCUGCCAUGAAGUGGUUCUACAAAGACCCUCAAGGAGAGAUCCAAGGCCCGUUCAGUCCAGUGGAGAUGUGUGAAUGGUUCCAGGCCGGUUAUUUCACGAUGACCCUGCUGGUGAAGAGAGGCUGUGACGAAGGUUUCCAGCCGCUGGGGGAUGUCAUAAAGAUGUGGGGACGUGUGCCUUUCUCACCGGGACCCUCACCUCCUCCACUGCUGGGUAAUAUGGACCAGGAGUUGUUGAAGAAGCAGUUGGAGCAGGCAGCCACAGCAGCUCUCUACCAGCAGCUCCAAAUGAGAUUCCAACACAUGAACAGGUGUGGUGAAGCAGGAAUUAUGCCUGCUAUGAACCGAUCUGUGCCAGAAGCCUGGGACAUUCAUACCUCAUCCUCACAGACACCAGGUGCUGAGGUCGGUCUGUGGGAUUUGACCUCACCUCAGGGUCCAACUCUCGAGCAGCUGCAGAAACUCCAGCAGGAGAGGCAUGAAGCUGAACUCAGGGUGAAGAGGGAGGAUGAGGAGCGAAAGCGUCGGGAAGAGAAGAGAAGGCAGCAGGAGGAGCAGAAGAGGAGAGAGGAGGAGGAGUUGUACAGGCGCAAACGUGAACAGCAGUGUCGUCAGCAGGAGCUCCUCAUGAAAUUGCUCCAGCAGAGUCAGCAGCACCAGCGGGAGGUGCAGGGAGGUGCAGGUUGGAGCUCGGCACAGGCAGGGUCGCUCUCUCUGGGUAAAGCUCAGGGAAAGAAUCUCGGUCUUCUGGAACAGCAACAACAGAGAGCUCAACAGCAGAGGCUGGCGAUGGGGCAGUGGAGUGACAGUUCUGUGGGAAUGUGGACUGGAAUGGAGGGGAAGAUCAGCAGUUCCAAUGGAGGCAGCAGUAUGGGCAUCUGGGACGAGGCGGUUAAAAACCAAGUCAACCAUCGUAACAUGGGCAUGAAGCACAGCAUGAGUAGCCCCUCAUUCAGUAGUACUACUAGUAGUGAACAGUACAUGCUGAACCGUCGGAAGAGGACCGAAGAAGAGGAGCGGCUGCUGAAGCUUCUACAGGGCAUGAAGCCUCAGCAGGAUGGAUUCACCACAUGGUGUGAACAAAUGCUGCAUGCUCUCAACACCUCAACCAACAACUCGUCCUCCUCUGUGGACGUGGCCACCAUUGUGGCAUAUCUAAAGGAAGUGGAGUCCCCAUACGAGGUUCACGACUUCAUACGCUCAUACCUGGGCGACACAGUCGAAGCCAAAGAGUUCGCAAAGCAGUUCCUGGAGCGUCGUGCCAAGCAGAAAGCCAACCAGCAGAGACAGCAGCAGCAGCUGUGUAAGGAGAUUGCAGGACUGAAUAUGAACUUCCCCUUACAAUCUGUGUUCCAGACAAGCCACAUUAGUAAAAGUGGCAGCAUGUACGACAGCCAGGGUGGGAAAAUGAAGAAGAAACCCAGCAUGAUGCUCCACUCUGAUCCCAGCAUCCUCGGUUACUCGUUUUUGGGCUCAAGCGAGCGGAUGAUGCUGGGAGAGAUGGAGGCAGUGGAGGAUUACUGAUCCAGCAGAACCUUACUUGAGUCUACCUGAGGCCUUAACCUGGAGCAAACUAGCAGACGAAUGUGCACUGCACUCUCACUCCCUCUCUCACCCACUCUCUCGUUAUGUCUCUCUCUCUUCCAGACGAGGACAGGGAGUGGAUCAGAGGUAUGGUGUGUGAAGGGAGCUCUCACACCUCUUUGUCUAAGCACCUUAACUAAGCUAUUGCACUUUAUUACCAGAAUUUCAAUAUUUGAAAUUGAGUUUUUGUGUGUUUUUUUUUUUUUAACAAUGCGAAAACGUGUGAAUAUAUUGUUACAUAUAUUAUGUGUUGAACUGUUUGUAUACAAGUGUGUGUAAGUAUGUUCGUGAUUUAGCCAGAUCAGAGUGUGAGAAUGCACUCUCAAAAUACAAACACUGUCGUAUUAUUUUUUUGUUUUGUUUUGUUUUCACAUGAAAGCUAUAAAAUUGAAAAACUUGAACAUUUGCACUUGUUUAAGAAAAAUGAAAAAGGAAAAAAAAAAAAAAUUAAAGCUAGAUUAGUUUGAUAUUUUUUGGAUUGUUUGUGAGCGAUUUGAAGAAAAGUCUGCACAAAGAACUUUAUUACCGAGAGAUAUAAUGGAAAUGCCAUGUUUUUAUUUUGUUCAAAAAGAAAUUUUUGUAUUUCGCCGAAGUGUGAGUGUGUUAGAGAGAGAGACACACAUGAGUGUGUGUUAAUUUGCUUUUCAUGUGUACAUAGGUUCUUAAAGAGAUAAAGAUGGGACUGGGUGGUGAGUGUGUGUGUGUGUGUGUGUGUGUGUGUGUGUGUGUGUGUGUGUGUGUGUACUUCUGCCUGCGUCCCGUCUGUGGUGCUGUAUUGCCUUUUUCCUCUGGUAUUUUUUUUUUUCUUUUCUUUUUUUUUGGAGGACAUUUGAGUGUUAAGCCUCGUUCCAAUCCUGUUUUUAACACCCCUUGUCGACUAUCGUGCUGUCGCCAUCUUAAGCACUACAUCAGCUUGAGUGAGGGAGCAGCGACCACUUUGUAGGAAAAAGGCACACGUGGGUAUAUCCAUGUGCAAUGGCUGUAUUUUAUUCUGCUAAUCGUCCUAAACGGCAGAUUAAGUGGUGCAUAUGUAACAUUUCAAGACUAACACACGGAUGGUGAUGUUGGGGUUGGGGUUUACUACUCUGUGUUCCUCUGUUAACUAGCGAAUUACCACGCUAGCUCUCUAGUAAGCCGUUAUUGCAUUUGGAGCGAGUCGAUGAGCAGUGUUGAAGUGUUAGUAGUGUAGCUCUUCUGUUCUCCUUAAAACACCAUGAAACUGUGUAACAUUAUUUCUCCCUAUUUUGGAGGACCAUAUGUGAACUAAUUGCCUUUUGUGUGCGUGUGUGUGUGUGUGUGUGAGUGCGAGUGCAAGAGAGAGACAACUUUUAAUUUUCAUCGCUGUUUAAGGAAAAAAAAAAAAGAAUGAUGGAUUUAUUUUUUUAUUGUUGCAUACAAAGUAUUUGAAACUUCUGUGAUCUGAUUUGGAGCACUUUCAAGGCUGCUACCUUAUUGUCAUAUAGAUUUUUUUUUUUUUUUUUUUUUUUUGAUUUGUGUUGGGCGUUUUGUUUUUCCUUGCAUCCUUGGGAAGUUUAUUACAAAUGAAUGUAUUCCUAAAAUGUGUAACGGAGCGUCGCAACAAGCCCCGAGUCUUCACUCACUUUAAAGUCUGACGGGCUUUUGAUAAGUAAAACAGACAUUUUCAGAAGGAAAUGUCCUGCUGUUCUUCCAGAACUUUCUCCAGCAGUGAACCUCGGGCCAAUCAGAGCCAAGGACGUGCACCGUGUAGCAGUAGAAGACUUUUUUCUUUAUUUUUAUUGUUAUUUUAUAAUUUUUUUUGGGGGGGGGUUCAAAAGGUGUUCUGCUUUUUUUCCCCCUUUUUUGGAGUAAUCUUCAGUAAAGACAGAGACUUUUGAAGCCUGGGCUGAGAAUUAUUAUUAUCGGUACUUGAUCUAGAAGAAUUCUGGAGUAUAUUUUUACAAAAGAAGAAGAAAAACGAGACAUGCAAGUAGCAGCAAUAAGGACAUGAACAUGUGUGAGGACAUGCAUUCUUCUGGAGAAGUGGACUUGUCUCAUUCCGCAUCCUAAAUGGGGAAAAAUGACCUUCAGUCUCUCUUGUCCCAGACAAAUGGACAUGUGCGGUGGACUUCAGUCUUCUGCAGUUUUUAGCUUUCUUGUGGUCUCAAGUCACCUAAAGGUUUCAAGGUUGGUGAGAAGUAUACUCGUACAGCGGUGUAGGCUUGAGUCCUGUACAGAGUUCAAAGAUUUCAAGAUGUGGUCCUGCGUGCGCUACUGCAGCCACCAUCGUUUACGAGCGGAUUAGAGACUCCUCCAAAUGAGAUGAGUUCUAGAUGAGUUCUGGAGAAGUAAAGAUGGACAAGUGGACUUAAGUUGUCUUCAUCACAUGAAGGAAAAUCCAACACUGUUGCUGAAACGGUCGGUUUUAUCUGAAUGUUUCCCAGAAAACUCUACAGCAGAUCAGCUUCUAGAGAACGUGAGGGCGUGUUAAACGCUUGGGUUCGGGUGGAAAACUUGUAAAGAACAAGGAGGUUCCUUUACCUAGUGGACUAGAAUGGCAGAGAGAGACAGAGACUGCUGCAGGUCCUCGAGGAAGAGGAACCAGUGAAACCAGCAAGUUUCAGCGUGAGGAAGGUUCCCUGAGACAGAAGCCUUGGUUCUACUGGAAUGAAGACUUCACGAUCCGUCUGAGGCUCCCGCCACACUGAACUGAAUCCUCUCGCCUUCUCUUACACCUGCUUUCUCUCUAUUUAAGGCAUGUGCCAAUAAUCGUCAGUCAUCACGGUACUUAGCAUUCACAGGACAUUAGUGCAGUUUCUUUGAGCAAAGCUAAGAUGCUAGUAAACUAACGUGGCUGCACGCUAGCAGUACUGCUGCUGUACAAGUAGGAAGUUGAAGUUGGUUUAUGGUGACUAAUCAGAUCAAGCUACAGACUAGUAUUUUUGGCAAAAUAUAAUUGUGCAUAGAAAAAUGUUUAUCGGCACAUGCCAACUAUUUACCUCCUCUCUUCCUCUACAUUUCUUUUUACUUUAAAUUUCUUCUUUUUUGUUCAUGUGAUCUGAAAGGGCAGAGCUCAAGUUGAACUCAAUCAUAUCACGGGAAUGUUUUAGCUUGCUAACACAAUUAGUACCUGAUUUUUAAUGUCCUAUGACCCCAGCUAUGUAUGAGGUGAAGUUAAUGCUAUCAGAGAUUAUCAGAGUGCAUUAUGUAGCUAACAAUGUUAACAUAUGACAUGAUGGAAUUUCACCUUAAGCUCCGCCCACUUUGUGUAUAUAAUGUACAUAUUCUUUUAUUUCGGAAAAAUUCUCCCCUUGUUUUUAUUGCCAUGCCUUAAACUGUACAGUGGGCAAUUUUAUCUCCGCUUGCUAGCUCAUGCGAGUGUAUCAACAGUCUGGAUGCAGACACGCCCUCAGCUGUGGGACAUUUCCACUCGGCUCUGUAUAUACCGUUUCCAAGCUACGACAGUUUUUAGGUAUUAUCAAAGUGCGCGAGUCAUUUUAGCAGAAAAGGACGUUAGCCCCGCCCAUGCUCAAUUCCUCUCUCCACCAGCUCCAACAGAGGAGUGGACACCUUGACACUGCGGGCACAGAGGGCGGGGCUACUGGAGUUUUUGCUUUGAGAAGAACAAACUAUGUUAAACAGAAAAUAAAGUUUUAAAGGUUGAA
Molecule: messenger RNA, 7322 nt
Organism: Hemibagrus wyckioides
Lineage: Eukaryota; Metazoa; Chordata; Actinopteri; Siluriformes; Bagridae
Gene: gigyf1b
Product: GRB10 interacting GYF protein 1b
Exons: 26
Coding region: 619-3639 (1006 amino acids)
Biological process (GO): insulin-like growth factor receptor signaling pathway
Molecular function (GO): protein binding
Source: RefSeq, a predicted model, not a curated record